Molecule: messenger RNA, 5474 nt
Organism: Salarias fasciatus (jewelled blenny)
Lineage: Eukaryota; Metazoa; Chordata; Actinopteri; Blenniiformes; Blenniidae
Product: NLR family CARD domain-containing protein 3-like
Exons: 13
Coding region: 218-3793 (1191 amino acids)
Molecular function (GO): protein binding
Source: RefSeq, a predicted model, not a curated record
CAGAUUGUCUUUCUCUUAAACCCGAAGACAGAAAAUCACAUCUUUUUUCCUCACUAAUCUCAUCAGCAGUUUUUCACUUCCUCUCUUUACCUGAAGAGAUCUGGACUGACCAGAAGGCACGCGCAGAGAAUGCGCAGUGAACGCGCCGAGAUUGCGCGCAUCCACGCCUUAAUGCGUCUCAGGUAGGAGUGUAAAUCAGAGCUGGUGUGGGCGGGAGAUGGCGGCUCAGGAUGAGGUCAGAGAAGAGGAGCUUUCCCAAACCAGAGACGCUCAGUGGCGGGAGCCAGAGGGCAAAGUUCAGAGGACGACCCAUCAGAGGCCAGACUCUCCUGGACCCAGCUGUCCGUCCUUCAGCAGCGACCGGUCGAUGAGCGACGGCGUUGACUUUAAAGGGACUCACCAGCAGAGACCAGACUCUCCGGGGCCCAGCUGCAUCUCCUUUAAGAGCGACCAGUCGAAGCAUGACGUGAUUGAUUUCAGAGGCCAGAAUCAAUCUGCUGGUCAGAUGGUUAACUCUCAGAGAUCCAGAGAGAACAGCUGUCUGUCCUUCAAGAGCGACCAGUCGAAGCAUGACGUUAUUGAUUUCAAAGGACAGGCUUCAUUUGCUGAUCAGAUGGUUAACUCUGAGAGAUCCAGAGAGAACAGCUGUCUGUCCUUCAAGAGCGACCAGUCGAAGCAUGACGUUAUUGAUUUUAAAGGACAGAAUCAAUCUGCUGAUCAGAUAGUCAACCAGGAGAAGCCACAGAGAGGCAGUGGGUUGUUUCCCCACCAGCAUCCAACAGACCAGAGCAGCAUACUUAAGCGGCUGGAGGAUGAACUCGUCUCGUUCGUGAAGGAACAGCUGAUUGAGCUGCAGAGGAUUCUGAGUCCGGAUCGUCCCGCAUGUGUUGAGAGUCAGAGGGGGGACGAGGAGCUGCUGGAGGGCGAGGAUGAAGAGCAGAGGAGGAGCAGUCGAGAGGCAUUUCAGAAGAUUGUGUUGUACAUCCUGAGGAGGAUGAAGGAGGACGAGCUGGCUGACAGUCUGCAGAGCAAACUGCCUGCUGUUUUCCAAUGUCAGCUUAAAUCCCAGCUCAAGACGAAGUUCCAGUGUGUGUUUGAGGGAAUCGCUAAAGCAGGGAACCCGACCCUCCUGAACCAGAUCUACACAGAGCUGUACAUCACAGAGGGCGGGACGGGAGAGGUCAAUGAGGAACAUGAGGCGAUACAGAUUGAAGGUGCAUCCAGGAAACAGGCCAGAGCAGAAACAACAAUCAGACAAGAAGACAUUUUCAAAGUCCCAUCCGGUCGGAGUGAACCAGUCAGAACAGUGCUGACGAAGGGAGUGGCUGGCAUUGGGAAAACAGUCCUGACGCAGAAGUUCACCUUGGACUGGGCAGAGGACAAAACCAACGAGGACAUCCAGUUCAUCUUCCCAUUCAGCUUCAGAGAGCUGAAUCUUUUGAAGAAGAGACACUUCAGCUUGGUUGAACUUGUCAAUCUGUUUUUUUCUGGAGCCAAACGGAUCGGAAUCUGUAGGUCCGGAGAGUUCAACGUUGUGUUUAUCUUUGACGGUCUGGAUGAGUGUCGGCUUCCUCUCGACUUUCACAACAAUGAGAUUCUGACUGAUGUUACGGAGUCCGCCCCGCUGGAUGUGCUUCUGACGAAUCUCAUCUGGGGGUCACUGCUUCCCUCUGCUCGCCUGUGGAUAACCACACGGCCUGCAGCGGCCAAUCAGAUCCCCCUGGAGUGUGUCGACAUGGUGACAGAGGUCCGAGGGUUCACUGACCUACAGAAGGAGGAGUACUUCAAUAAGAGAUUCAGAAAUGAGGACCAGGCCAGGAGGAUCAUCUCGCAUGUGAAGAAGUCCAGAAGCCUCCACAUCAUGUGCUACAUCCCGGUCUUCUCCUGGAUCACCGCCACAGUUCUAGAUGAUGUGUUGAGGAACAGAGCUGGGCAGGAGCUUCCCAAGUCCCUGACUGAGAUGUACAUCUACUUCUUGGUGGUUCAGUCAAAACUGAAGACAGUCAAGUACUACGAAAGGACAGAUCAUCACUGGAGUUGGGAGUGCAGGAAGAUGAUUGAGUGCUUGGGAAAACUAGCAUUCGCGCAGCUGCAGAAUGGCAACCUGAUCUUCUAUGAAGUCGACCUAAUCGAGUGCGGCAUUGCUAUCAAAGAGGCGGCUCUGUAUUCAGGAAUAUUCACACAAAUCUUCAAAGAGGAAAAAGGCCUGUAUCAGGAGAAGGUGUUCUGUUUCGUCCAUCAGAGUGUUCAGGAGUUUCUGGCUGCUCUUUAUGUCCAUCUGACAUACAUUAACUCUGGUGUCAAUCUGCUGGCCAAACAGCGGCCAGUUCCCUGGUGGCAAAGAUUCUGGUACAGACCAAAUCUCUACUCUCUUCAUCAGAUUGCACUAGACAAAGCUGUGCAGAGCCCAAAUGGACACCUGGAUUUGUUUCUACGCUUCCUUCUUGGUCUUUCACUGCAGGCCAAUCAGAUUCUCCUGCAAGGUCUGCAGGUUCAGUGUAGUCCGAAGACCGACCAGGACACAAUCCAGUACAUCAAGAAGAAGAUCAGUGAGAAUCUGUCUGCAGAGAAAAGCAUCAAUCUGUUCCACUGCCUGAACGAACUCAACGACCGUUCUCUGAUGGAGGAGAUCCAACAGUCACUGAGCUCAGGAAGUCUCUCCACAGAUACGCUGUCUCCUGCACAGUACUCAGCCCUGGUCUUCAUCUUACUGUCAUCAGACGAAGACCUGGAGGUGUUUGACCUGAAAAAAUACUCCGCCUCAGAGGACGCUCUUCUGAAGCUGCUGCCAGUGGUCAAAGCCUCCAAAAAAGCUCUACUCUCCAACUGUAAUCUUUCAGAAAGGAGCUGCGCAGCAUUGUCUUCCGUUCUCAGCUGCCAGUCCUCCAAUCUGAGAGAGUUGGACCUGAGUAACAACAACCUGCUUGAUGCGGGAGUGAAGGCGCUGUCGGAGGGGCUUGAUAGUCCAAACUGUAUGCUGCAAACUCUCAGGCUGUCCGGCUGUCUGAUCACAAAGGAAGGUGUUGCUUUUCUGGACUCGGCUUUGGACUGCAACCCCUCCCACCUGAGAGAGCUGGACCUGAGCUACAAUCACCCAGGAGACUCUGCUGUGAAGCCGCUGUUCGACAAACUGAACGAUCCACACUGCAGGCUGGACACUCUGAGAGUCGACCCUUGUGGAGCCCACUGGCUGAAACCAGGUCUGCGGAAAUAUGUCUGCAUGCUCACCUUGGACAUGAACACAGCAAACAGAAAAAUCAGACUGUUGGACGGCAACAGGAAGGCCACGUACGUGGAAGGGGAUCGUUCGUACCCUGACCACGAGGACAGGUUCGACUACUGGCCACAGCUGCUUUGUACUGAAGGUCUGACUGGUCGCUGCUACUGGGAGGUGGAAUGGAGGGGAGAGGUUCUGGUUUCUGUGAGUUACCCAGCCAUCAGAAGAAGAGGGGACAGGAAUGACUGCUUGUUUGGGAGGAAUAUCCAGUCCUGGACUCUGAUCUGCUCGGACGACAGUGGAUUCUCUGUCUGUCACAAUGGAAGAGAGGCAUCCACCUCUUCCUCUUCCUCCACCCUCUGCUCCAUCCCCUCCAUCUCCAACAGAGUGGCUGUGUAUCUGGACCAUCCUGCCGGAACUUUGUCCUUCUACAGAGUCGCCUCCUACACUCUGAUCCACCUCCACACCUUCAGCACCACCUUCUCUGAGCCUCUGUACCCUGGCUUUGGCUUCUGGCACAGAUGUGGCUGGUUUGGUUCUUCAGUGCAUCUCUGUUCUGUGGAGGAAGACGAUUAGCCUGUGUUUUCAUCUCCUGCUGAAUUCCGAUACACAGUUGUUUUGAAUCCCUCCAUUGUACUUUAAAAGUCCUGAAAUUGAGCUCCUUUGAAGGUCCUUUCAGUUGCUGAUGGUCAUUUGUACAUUUUCAUGAAUAUUUUGAGUCUACUGGUGGUUGUGUGGUUUGUAAGUCUUUGGCUGUCUGCUGCCUCACUGUUGGUAGUUUUUCUGUCUUCCAGUCCAUGAAAUUCAUUUGAGUCCAGCAUAUUUUGAUCCCCGUUUUUUUGUCUGUUUGGGUAUUUUAACAACACAUUUUCUUGCCAUUAUAAAUUGUACUUUGAUAGUUUUGAGUGUCAUUGUGACUCUUUUGAGGAUCUUGCACUUGUUUCAGUGACUUCAAGUGCUUGUUUUCAGUGUCACUUUGAUUAUUUGAAUUUCUUUGUGUUUACUCUUUGGUUGUUUAGAGUUUAUGUGGUGGUUAUUGAUUAGUUUGUGUUCCUUAUUGAGCUUAUGGGCUCUAUUUUCGUAGACUGGGCUUAAGCAUGGCGCAGACCAGGUGCACCUAUGUUGUGUAGCAUGCAUCAUGCAACAAAGAAUACACUAACUGCACACACUAACACUCUGCAAAUCUGCCUGAGGGUUUGGUGACACGUAUGUCUGUCAGCCAUAUUACCUCUAGACCGGAUCGCCAGCACAGAGAAUAGACGUGGUUGGAGGUCGCAAGGUUUUAGCGCAAGUUACCGUUUAGGCAGGAAAUUGCCAUUGAGCAAAGCUGACUCUGUCAACACCUCCCCUUGGUGCUCGGCCCCACCCAUCUUGGUGCAGUCGGAGUUGACAGGUCAACAAAAAUACCAAUAAUAGUUUUGUUCUUGUCGAAAUCACGACUGUUCAGCCUGCACGGCCCUUCGCCACCCUGCGCUCCACCGCGAAAAUAGAGCAGUGUGUUUUUUUUUUGUUUUUUUUUUAGUUUUUAGCAUCUAAGCUCUCAUUUUGUUUUCAGUUGCGGGAGUUCAAAUUGCCUCAAUAAGAUUGUUUUUAGGGUCUUUGUGAACCGUUCAUUUCUUUGAUUCCUAUUGUGUUCAUUUUGAACCUAUUGGCGGAUGCCUGACUGUAUCUGCUUCUGUUAGGAUCAGAUGCGUGUGUCAUUUUAUUUGUUUAGAGUAGUUUUGUAUUUUUUGCAUGCUAGAGUUUUGUCAUAUUAAUGAGUCUCAUCAUGGUAUUGUAUAUUUGUGGCCCUUGGUGUUUCCCGUGGUUGCUGUGAGUCACACCUUCAUGUUGUCACGAGUGUCUCUGGCUUUGAGUCUUCCACCAGCUAUUUAAAGCAGCUGCUCGUUGUACCUGCUGUGUCUUCGCUGCUGUUUAGAGCAAGUUUGUACAAGUUAUCUUUUGCAACGUGGAAGUUUCACUUCAUGUAAUAGCCCCACCCCAUAUUGCGUUUCAUCAUUCUAUUUUAGGUUGUUUUUCAUUUUUUAAAGACACCGAUCAUGCUGAGAUUUAUGUGCCCGAUGAAGUAUUAGUUGUUUUCUCGUCACUGAUAUUUUUACUCAUGAAAUCAUUCUUGUUUGUUCAUCGCUGUUGACAUUUUGUUGUUGUAAGUUACUGUAUAUUUUUCUCCUUUUUCCCUGAUGUUGGUACUCGGAUUUGAUCUGUCGUUCCAGGAUUUUUCUGACUGUUUCAAGUAAACAUGACUUUUCAAAACGUG